CUGGAAUUAUUUUGUCGUCCAUGUUGGAAAUUUUGUGUCAGGCGGAAGGGAGUUGACUUGUUAUCAUUUUAUAUUUUGCUUUAAACUUCGCUAAGAAAAAAACCCACAAAAUGGUAAGAUGUUAAUGUAUAGAGCACUAAUUCACUUAGAAAGUGAGUGUAGUUUGCAUGUCUAUAAUUAUCGUAUGUUGAAGAUCUGAUGUUUUUUAUGACGACACUUCCCCAGUUGGCAUUUUAUUAAUUACAUUAUUUUUGUAUAUAUUUACUUCUAUAAUAGCCAAUAUAUGUAUUAAUUGUGCCAAUACAAACGAUUUAUUUUAGCCUGUAUAAGUUAUAGUUCUUUUAUAUGCUUUUAUGGAUUUGUAAAACUUAAGACAAACUUGUCUAAUUACAUAAAAUUCAAGUGCAAAUGUACUAACUUAAAUUCUGACACUGAUCAUACAAAACUUUUACUGAAGCGAAUGCGGUGUCAGAUUUCUAAUCCCUAAAAGAGCAGAGUUCUAUUACUUCAAUUUUGUGGAAAUAUAAUGAUAUUAGAGUUAUAUACAGAAUUUUACCUGCUGUUGUUUUCAUUAGAUUUUUAAUUGAUAUUUUAUUUGCUGUAUAAAUAGACUACAUGCACUUAUCCCUCAGUGUGAUGUCAAGUUCCAAGUUAAAAAUAUAUGCCUUACAGCUUUACUUAUACCUCCUGUUUGUGUUCUAGACGGAACGGCAACUCGACUAUGCAUUGGAUUUAAUGCGACGACUUCCACCUCAACAAAUUGAAAAGAAUCUUAGUGACUUGAUUGAUUUAGUAAGAUUCUAUUGGAAAUUGUACUAUACACAUUUAAAAGAAAAGUUUGUAUUUGAGCAAGAAAAUUAAACUACAUCUCUUCAAUUACGGGUUGAUUGCAUGUUACAAUCUUGCAGCUAAAGACAGGAACCCAGUCCCGACCUGCGAACAGGUGUUCUUUGUAGACCUUACUCUAAACAUAACCCUAACCCUACCCUGACCCUAACCCAGUUAAAACCAGAAAGAAAAAAAAUCUCAAAAAGUAAAAGUACUUCAACAGGAUUUGAACCCACAUUACAUAUCACAGCCGCAUGCUGUAUCCACUGAGCUACUGGGUGCCUGAAUUAUGGUACUUGUGUUUCUAGGUGCCUGAAUUAUGCGAGGAUCUUCUAUCGUCUGUUGAUCAGCCUUUGAAGGUUGCUCGAGACAAAACGACUGGGAAAGAUUACCUUUUGUGUGAUUAUAAUAGAGACGGCGAUUCUUACAGGUAUAUAAUAUAUAACAGAGUUAUUAACCCAUUAAGCGCCAGCGCUCUCCCCUUGACGAGUAAAAUCGUCUGGCGUUAGACAGAGUAAAAUACUCUGGCGUUAGACAGAGUAAAAUACUAAAGUAGGGUGCAUCAGGGUGCAAUACAACUCAAUGGGUUAACACACAGAAUAUCAGAUAUCUGUAUUGACUGAUAUCAGUGAUUGUAAUUUUGCAUAUGAAUGUAUCAAUAGUAUGUUCAUUAUUUGCAGGUCACCAUGGAGCAAUACAUAUGAUCCCCCAUUGGAAGAUGGUGCUGUUCCUUCAGAAAAACUUCGCAAAUUAGAACAAGAUGCCAAUGUCGCAUUUGAUCAGUACAGAGAAAUGUAAGCCCAGGGCAAACUAGGAAACAUUGUUGCAGAAACAUUGUUUCCUGCCAGUGUUUCGCCAUGUUUCCCAGAGUGGGCAAACACUAGGAAACAUUAGUGAGAAACAUAGGAAAACAUCAAAUGUUUCUGAAUUUGCUAGGAAACAUUUUUGCUUCUCGGGAAGCAAAUUUUGUUUCCGCAACAAUGUUUCCACGGGUAGGCAAACAGGGAAACAUUUGAGGAAACAUCGAGAAUCACAAAUGUUUCCACAACAAUGUUUCCUAGUUUGCCCAGGGCUUUAGUACACUUACUCAUGACCAUAUGAUUUAUUAUGGUCUAACGAUCUGGUCUUCUGUGCACUGCAUCCAUAUCUCUGAUUACUGAUUGCCCAAUGAAGGGCCUUCUCUCGAAAUGCCGAAGUUUACUUGUAUUUGAAUCCCUCUAAAUCCACAGCUUUCUUGUGUUAAAUUAGGGAGUUUAAGCUUCAUGUUUCCGGGAAUGGCAAACAGCAGUUUCGAAUUUCCUUGGCAAAAUUUUUGUUGAACAUUUUCGUUUCAUAUUUUCUUGUGUCAAAAGAAUAAUUAUGUAUUUCAGUUUUAAAGCAGCAAGUUAAUUUUCUCUUUAUUGCCUGAUGCCGUAAAAUUUUCUUUGCCUGCCGUUUGAUGUAUAACGCAAAGCUUAAACUCUCUAUUAUCACUACCUAAUACCUACCCUGGCACAGACUGUUCGUUCGAGUUUAUAGGAACACUCUGUUACAUUGGCAACCUUAAUGACAUUGUGGCAAUUGGACAUGGACACCUUGCUGUUUAUGCUCACAAUUACCAUUUGCACAUUCCGAUGUUGGUACAUUUUAAUGUUGAAAGAUUGUGCACACACCUUGGUUUUGUUAAUUGAGCGUUCCAUUUCAAACCAUCUCUUUAAAUUAGUCAUCACUACCUGAAAGAGAUAAACAAAGCUUUGAUGUUCGACGGCAAAUGCCGCCAAGCCCUUAAUUACAAUCAAAACCAAGACAGUUCACUUUGUGCACUUGAUUUGUACAUUUCUAACUUACAAUACUGCUUGCUUUAAUUCCCAGGUAUUUUGAAGGUGGAGUCUCAUCUGUAUAUCUUUGGGAUUUAGACCAUGGGUUUGCAGGUGUAAUUUUGAUCAAGAAAGGUACAUCUCUUUUUACACAUGUCAACAGUGUUGUCCAUCUUUUUAGUAACAGGCUUGUGUCAUAAUUUGAAAUUAUUAUUUCUUUAUAGCUGGUGAUGGUUCAAAGAAAAUUAAAGGGUGCUGGGAUUCUAUUCAUGUCAUUGAAGUUCAGGUAUGGGUCUAGAUUGAAGUCGCAUUUUUCUAUAACACGUCUUAGGUUUCAAUAAAUUAAGCACUGUUUUGCAACAGAUGGUGGUCAAUUGCCUGUUAUUAUUAUAGUGAUAUCGUUGUUUGGAGUAGUCCAGCAUUUGGAUGCAAAUAAAUACGAAAGAGAAUUAGUUUCAGUUUGGUUGUUCCUGUAAAUGUCUACACCUCUAAACCACCCACCACUGCCCUGUAAUGAAACAUGUCAAUUGAAAUGAUAUAACUCGUGUAUGUCAUGAUUUUCCUCUUAGGAGAAAUCGGGUGGUCGUAAUGCUCAUUAUAAACUUACAUCAACUGUCAUGCUGUGGCUACAAGUAUGUUUAACCAAUUCUUUCCAAGUUUUUUUUGUUCCAACUGGUAUAUCAUGUUGAAAUCUUGCACUGCAACCUGCAUAUUUUCAUUUAGACCCACAAACAAGGUUCUGGAAUUAUGAAUCUUGGUGGAAGUUUAACACGUCAGGUAUGCAUACACUAUCAGGUCACAAAAAUUGACAUCCCUUAUCAAAAGUUGAACUAAAAUUAUUUGAUAUGUUUUGUACCAAGGUGGAGACAGACAGUCCCAUGUCUGAAGCUGGAUCUCAUAUUGUCAACAUGGGAAAAUUGAUCGAAGUAAGAAAGAACAGAUUGAUAUCAUAGUCUAAAUUUAAUUGAGUUAGUUCAUUGGUGUUUAUUGGUUAAGGAAUACAGAUCUUUGUGGGUACUUUAUUGAUCCUAUCUUUCUCACUUAGGAUAUGGAGAAUAAAAUGCGGAACACGUUAAACGAAAUCUACUUUGGCAAAACGAGAGAUAUUGUCAAUGCUCUCAGGUAAUUCUAUUCAUAUUUUGAUCAGUUGGAUAUUUUAUUUAUAAAAAUAGAUGCAGUGCCAGUCUACUCUAUACAUAUAUAUUUCAAAAAACUUGAUCCUCUUACGAACCAAUUUUCAAGAUUGAUGAACAAUUACCUUGGUUUUCAGAAACGUUGUUUAUAGCAAUGUUUCUUCAAAAAGACUACACGUCUCAAAUAAACAUCACACUUAACAUAUUCUCAUUAUUAUCCUCUUAAUAUAGGAGUGUUCAAAGUCUGGAGGACGCUGGAAAAAUGAAGAAUAUGCAAGCUGAAUUGUUCCAACAUCUGAAGAACAGACAAAAAUAGUUUUCUACUUCGCCAUUUCCUACAAACUAUUUGUAUAUGAUUACUCUGUAAAAUUCUUUCUAAAUUGCAAAUGCAAUGUAUUUUGUUUUUGGUUUACAAAUGCAUAAUCGUAAAAUUCCCAUCAUCAAAUUCAGUUCAAGAGCAACAGCAAACAUAACUUUAUUGGAAUUCAGGUCAUCUUGCUGAGAAAGGGCUCGUAAAACGUUUUACAGCUUUUAGUUUGUCCGCGUAUUAUAUGAUUGUGUACGAAUCAGUACUUAGGUAUAAUCCCAUCUUAUAUAAUCUCAAUUAUGAAGAUACUUCUGGAUUCUUUUAUUUGCUAUUAUAGACGUGGAAAAUAGGAAUGUACCAAUAAAUCAAGUAACUUCAGUUUUUACGAGUUCUUUCUCAAAAGACAAGAUUAUUGUUCAUGUUGUUAAAUGAUGGUGUCACUUCUCAACGCUUCUUUGAGUUUUAGAAAUUUCAGUCUUAAUUCUGAUAAUUCAUUAAUGGUAAAUGUAGAGAAGAGAUUUUGUAAUAUUUUCAAACCUUUGUACUGUAUACUGUCAUAUGUAAUUACUAGUUAUUGAAAAACCUGACAUACUAAACACGUGUCGACUAUUGUGGUAAUAAAUCACCUUGAUUAAACUUUCUCUAUGCUGUGUUCUUUAAUGAGCGUCAGAAUGGGGUUAACAUUUGAAUGUUG
Molecule: messenger RNA, 4758 nt
Organism: Paramuricea clavata
Lineage: Eukaryota; Metazoa; Cnidaria; Anthozoa; Malacalcyonacea; Plexauridae
Source: the annotation of a GenBank genome assembly